Rotaria sp. Silwood2 is the source of this 2095-nucleotide messenger RNA. The record is from the annotation of a GenBank genome assembly. Lineage: Eukaryota; Metazoa; Rotifera; Eurotatoria; Philodinida; Philodinidae.
AUGAAUAGAAACUAUCCAAUCCUAUUAAAUCCAAUAUAUAAAGAUCCAACAGCUGAAGAUAUUUUUAAUGAAUUAAAUAUUCGUUAUCGUGUUUGUUUUAAAUUUGUUAAAAAAAAUGAUGAAGAAGAACAUAUUUGUGUAUGUAAUCGACCGGAAAAAGCUCACAACAACAAUGAUACAGAAUUGCAAGAUACGAAAUGGGAUAUGUUUCGUAAUACUUAUGAAGAAUUAAAUCCUGUUCAUGGUAGACUUCCAAAUGGUGCAUUGUUUACACAACUUGCUUUGGAUACAUCUGAAGGCAAAAUCGAAAGAAUUCUUCUUGAUGUUUGGAAAAUUCCCAAACCUCGAUUAAUUAUGUCAAUUAUUGGAGGUGCAAAAUAUUUUAUAUUGAGUGAUCGACUUGAAAAAAAUUUUAUUAAUGGUAUUAUUGAUGUUGCUCUUAAAUCAGAUGCAUGGUUAAUAACAAAUGGAUAUAAUGUUGGUAUUGUUCAAGUUGUUGGACAAGCAAUUAAUAAAGUUAAAUUAACAAAACCAAAACAAUGUAUAACAGCUAUUGGAAUUUGUAAAUGGGGAAGUGUAAAAAAUGUUGAAAAACUUACACAAGCUCAAUAUAUGAAAAAACAGAAAAUAAUGGAUAAUUUUAAUAUUAUUGAUAAUGAUGAAAAAUUAAAAAAACGUGAAAGUGGUCAACGUGAUCUUGAAAUGAAUCAUAGUCAUUAUCUUAUGCUAGAUGAUGGAAGACUUCGAUAUUAUGAUACAGGAGAUUAUCGAACACGAUUAUGUGUUCAUAUGGCUAAAUUACAACAUGAAACUGAUUUUCCUGUUCCUGUUGUUACUAUUGUGGUAGAAGGUGGUCACGAUACCAUAACAAAUAUAUACUAUGAUUUGCGAGCUAAUAUUCCUGUUAUUAUUAUUGAUGGUAGCGGCCGUGUUGCUGAUUUUUUCAAACAUUGGUUAUUAUACACCAAAGAAUUUGAUAAUCUUGGUAAAGACUUUGAUGUUACAUAUGAACUUGGUGAAAUAGAUAAAGUAACACCGGUUGAAACUGUGACAAAAUCAUCGUCAAAUCGAAAUAGUGUCGAUAAUUCAAGAUUAAAUUGUACAUAUGUUCAAUUACAGCUUGAUAAAUCUCGAAAAGCACUUCAAGAAAUGUUUAGUAAAUAUGUUGAACAACUUGAAACAGAUCUUAAUGCAAUAAUAACACAUGAUGAAGAUUCGAAUAAGAAAAAAAGAAAAAUACAAUCAUCAGAUAAUAAAAAAGAUCGACGAUCAAAUAAAUUAGAUAUAACACUCAGUCAAGUUAUGUAUUGUCUUCAACCAGCGGUUCGUUCUAAUAUAUCCGUAUUUAAUUUAAAUUCUGAUAAUGAUUUAUCGGAAACUAUUUUUCGAAGUAUUUGUAAAUCACGUCAAAAAUAUUUUAAACGAAAAGAAAAUGAUCAAAAUGAUGCAAUUGAUAUGUAUCAACGAAAAUUUAAACCACCACCAAAUUCACAAGAUAAAAAACGUCAAUCAAGUGCACGUCAAAAUGUUAAUAAAAAAGAUCAAAAUGCACAACGAUCACAAUUAUUACUAUUAGCUAUGGAUUGGAAUUGUAUUGAUGUUGCAAAAGAAUUAAUUUUACAAAAUUCAUUAGAUAAUAUUUUAGUACGAAUGAUUUGUAUUUUUGUUUAUUUUCAUAGAAUUAUAUCGAACAUUGUUAGAAUUCUUAUCCAUUAGAAAUAGAAAAGUUUUGUUUUGAAAAAUAGACAAAAUCAAAAUCUCAGUUAUAUGUUUAAGAUUCACAUUAAUUUUAAACUAAUUCAUCAUAUAGAAUUAUCUAGGAAAAAAAAAUUCAGUUUGAUCGAACAAAUUUAAAAGAAACAUUAGAAGUGGAAUUAUAUGCGUUUUUCGUGAUGCCGUACUAGGAGUUGUACUCAUUGAGAUCAAUUUCUAUUUAUUCGAAAUUGUCUAAGAAGAUCAUGACUUCUAGAUAUAUACAGCACUGGACAAAAAUAUAAGAACACUUUAUUUUUGAUUUUUUUCUACGAUGCUAAAUAGCUAGCUCAAAUCCAAAUAGUGAUUCUGAAAGCCGAUGAAGUUUCCUAUUUAUUGAACU